This is a messenger RNA of Brassica napus (rape), 1314 nucleotides long. RefSeq lists its product as uncharacterized. Lineage: Eukaryota; Viridiplantae; Streptophyta; Magnoliopsida; Brassicales; Brassicaceae. The transcript has 2 exons. The record is from RefSeq and is a predicted model, not a curated record. The coding region runs from base 1 to 1314 and encodes 437 amino acids.
AUGGCUGAUUUUCUACACAAAGCGAUUGGUGCUAUGUCGUUUGAAGAUGAGGAACCGCUAGUGCUUCCAGAGAGUCCUCAGUUUACAGUCCUUGAUGCUAAUGAAACCCGUAUGCUGGGUCGCCUUCUCAACCCAGACUGUCAAUCCAUGUCUCGUAUGAUCGACUAUAUGCCCACUGCGUGGAGGGUUUAUGGAAGGGUUCGAGGUAUAGCUCUGUCUCGUGACCGAUUUCAGUUUGUGUUCCAGAGAGAGGAAGAUCUGGUUACUGUUCUGAAUGAUCGGCCCUGGUCUUACAACCAUUGCGCUAUGGCGCUUGAAAGAUGGACUGCUUCUCCUCAUGAGGACUUUCUGAGAACAAUGGAGAUCUGGAUUCGUAUCCGGAAUAUCCCGCAGAUUCACUUCACAUCGGAAAUGAUGUAUAAGCUUGCCUCAGAGAUAGGUAAAGUAGAAGUGAUUGCCUAUGACCCAAAAGUCUCUCAUACUAAAGAGUAUAUCAGGGCGAAGAUUACCUUUCAUGUGGAUAAUCCAGCUAAAGCCUCAAGGAAGUUGUCGGUGAAAUCAGAUACGAUGUCCCUUACUGAAAAAGGUCAGAUAAAGGCUAGUGGUGGGAGUACGAGCUCUAUGACACCUCCCAUAAAGACCCCUAAUAUGCAUGUGUUGAUCAACCCGUCUAGAGGUGAGGCUCUGGCAGCUCCACCAGGGUUCCCUCCCUUGUUUCCUAAACUCUCCCCAGCGGACCAGAAGAUGGCUAUGCUCUAUAUAUCCCACUCAGAUGAGACUGAGCGCAAUGCAAGGAUUUUGAGGGUAAGACAAGGUAUUGAGGACAAUAGAGAAUCUUCCCUGCGACUGAUAAGGAUUACAAAUGAGAUUGAUAAAGGCAAGGGUCAUGUGUUUCAUUAUACUGAAAAGUCCAUCUAUCAGGAAGACAGUAGUAAGCGUUUUCGUGUUGGUCCCCAGCUGCUUCUCGGAAAUACUGAAGAUGAAGCUGAAUCCUCUGCUAAUGCUCCUGAUACUCUGUCUGCCCCUGCUUUCGUUUCGUCGGGUUUUCAGCUUCGCCCCACUUUGGAGGGGCGUGCUUCCGGAAACUUAAGUUUGGGCAAAGCUGCGAGAAACCGCCCUCCUUCAUGGAAGAGGAAAGCAAACCCCAAGAAAGGAAAUUCUGCAUUUGGACCCGCCUUGAAGGGACAAGAACAAUCGGCUGCAAAUGGUACAAAGAGGAAGCAGAGUGUUUCAGCUUCGGCCGUGGACAACAAAUCCCCAAAGUACACAGAAUCUUCGGUGGCUUCUGUAUUGAAGCCGCUGCAGCCGCAAUGA